This is a messenger RNA of Cinara cedri, 4842 nucleotides long. The record is from the annotation of a GenBank genome assembly. Lineage: Eukaryota; Metazoa; Arthropoda; Insecta; Hemiptera; Aphididae.
AGUCGAUAAGAAGCCGCCGUCAACCGCCGUCAAGAACCGCGAGGAGAAAACUGCUAACGAACAAAAUUCAAUCGCCCCCCGAAUACGCAGUGACUCGCUCGUCGUCCGCCGACACCCGUCCCACAGAGCAGCAGAAGCGUCCGUCAUGAAAUUAAUCGCAGUUUCCUUGGCAGCCGUUCUGGUCGCUCUGGCAGUCGCCGUCCAGGUAUGUACCACAGGCAGGAUUUUUCCGAACGUAUGCGUAAUACGUUACGGCUAAUGCUGGCCAUUGGAUAACGUCGGUGACUUUUCGCCCGAUAAAAACGAUUUCGCGCUAUUAGUUAGUUUCAAUAACAUUAUACACAACGGAUCGGCCUGUUAUCGAACUUAAAAACAAGAACGACGAAUUGCUGUGUUUGCAUGUUGGUUUUUUCCCGAUAUUUUAAUUUUUUUUUUUUUUUUUAAUAAAAUACGAGUACGUGAAGCAUUUUACAGUUUAAACAACUACGUAUCUCGUUUGAAAAUUCAAAUAUCUGAAGAAAGAAACCAACACGCAAACACAAACUAUGUGCUCGCCUAUUUAAGAUGGAUUCCCUUUAAUAUUAAAACCAACAUCAUGAAAAGUGGACAUUGUCCAAUUAUCAACAUUAGUCGUAACAUAUUACAUAUAAAUACUACGGCACAUCCCUCAUACACUAGAUAACUGCAGUAACGCGAAUUUACCGUGAAACAAGACAUUUUCGAAAAAAAAAAAAAAAACAAACCUAGUCAAAAAUCCGGAUUUACCGAAAUUCGAUAAUCCGGACUUUGGAUUGUGAAACUUUGGUUUUAGAUUAUUUUAUAGUAUUUAGCUAAUUUUUCGUACAAUGUAGGAACUAAUCAUGACUAAACAUUUAUUUAAUGUGAAAAAUUAAAAACCAAACAGUUAUUUACGAUAAAAAAAAAAAAACUUGAAUUUUCAAAUCCAAAAUUGGAAUUGUCCGAAUUUUAAGUUCGGAAUCCGUAUUUUCUGUUAAUCCGGAUUUAAGUCAACAUCACUAGUAAGAUAUCCAUAUACCUCUUUGCUGGCCUACCGCAGUGAACCCGUAAUAUUGCUAACUUAAUCUAACGCCGUUUUCGUACUUGUUACCACUCUUAUUUACAACAGUUUAACGGCGGUAGUCCUUUGAAGUCGUAAGUUUGCACGGAAACCACGGUUUUAUUUUUUAUUUGUACCCGCUUUCGGGAGCACGGUGAGGUCAGGUAAUUGGAAAUUCGCAAAAAAACCGCUCGGACAAUAUUGUUAUUCUUCGGCUACGUAGAUAAAAUCCCACAAUAUUAUCCGGCAGCUUUUUCCACGUCAUUAUUAUUAUAUUGUUCGCGUUGUCUUGACUAGAAUCCCGAAGAAAAAGAACACGGAAAAAAAAUCCAAAUGAUAUUUAUUUCGGAGUAAAAGCCCGAUCUAAUAACAUUUACAAACGUGAAUAAUAUUAUCCGGAGAUCCGAGACUUAUAUUGCGGGUCUAUACGGGUCGCGACGUCAUGACUUCCGUAUUGUUUGAGGACGAUAUCACGACAUGUUAUUCUAACGAUAUCAUUAUCGAAAUUUUUUAUGGGGGAAAAAAAACCGAUUUUUCUUUAUUAAUUAUUUACCCCGGUAAUAGCGGGUGUUCUUGAGAAUACACGCUACACCCGCACUUGCAGUUCCCGUCUUCUACAAACGUGCGGCGUAGCACAUUUGCGUUCAAUAGUUUACGCUGCUGGUUUUGAUAACAAUAUAUUGGAACGAAUAACAUAAUUGACCUAUUGAGAAAUUCAAAGACGAGAACAUUAUCGCCGUGCAACGUCGGCGCAAUUUUUUCGAGAUUUUAAUUGUUUAAAGAGAAUUGGAACGAUGACAAUUUUAUGAUGAUAAUGUUUUUGUCUCGCUUUGAAAAUAAAAUAUCGAAAAAAUAACGCCAACGUUGCACACAGAUAAUAAUGUUCUCGUCUUUCAAUUCCAUCAAUUCGCUCUAAUAUCGAAAACGAACAGCGUUCUCGCCAUAAAAAAAAAACAAAUAUUCAAACUGACUUUUUCCCCCGGAAAAUAUUUAAUUCGGACUUUUUGUCCGUGUCCUUCCCCCCCCCCUCGGUCCCCCGUCAUUAUUGUUAUUGUUAUAUUAUUAUUAUAUUAUCAUCGUCGUCGUUGUUACCCGUUAAAUCAGAGCUCAGACCCUUGUAAUAUAUCCACUUGUUACAAGAGCGCCGAGGUCCCGAUCACCACGGUCACGCCAACGCGUCUGCCUGUGUCGUCCACGCCGACCGUCCAGACGACGUACGCCAAGGAUCAUGGACAUCAUUCGCCGACCGCCGGUUCUUCCACCACCGCCGCCGCCGCCGCCGCCGCCGCCACCACCGCAUCCAGCAACGCUACUACCGCCGCUACCGCCACUCACCGUGUCCACAGCAGCACCAGCACGGAGCCGACUACCGCCAAGACAUCAUUCGCCGCCGCCACCAACGCCACGACGCCGAAAUCAACGGUAACCUAUAAGAACGAGAGAAAAAAAAAAUAUAUUACAAACGACACAAUAAUAACGAUACCUAUACUUUUUUCAACAAAAAACAAAUGGACAUACUUUACACGAUGGGCGGGCCACUGUUGUAGGUGAGAAGUUGGGAUGGUAGAGGGGAAAUUUAAUGUAUAUCCGUACGCAACGAUUAAUCAUUGCUAACGAAAAACGAUUCUGAACGGAGUUCGGUUAUACAUGUAUCUAAUGAUCGUAUAAUAUUUACGAUUUGAAAAUAAUACAUUUCGUAAGUUUUUCCGUUGUUCCCCAUUUAUUAACUACUGGGAAAAUUAAAAAAAAAAAUGAUUUCCUUUUAAUAUCGUUGUAAAAUUACUUCUCAGAAAAACACUAUUUUAAAAUUAUAUUUAAAAAAAUAUGCUUAUUUCGUUGAUCAUUCAAUAACAAAAAUACACCCUUGAGCAGCAAAGCUCUGUAAUUCGAUUAGAAUUGAAUAUUCCUCCACCAAUAUCUUGUAUCAUAGAAAUAUUUUUCGUUAAACAAUAAAUAAUCAAAUACUAUACUUUACUAUACUGUUUCAACAAAAAAUAAUAAUAAUAAUAAAAACAUCCAAAAUUUGAUCACUAAAAUAGUGGGGGGAGCGGCGGAGUUUUAAAAGUUAAACCCUCACCCAAGACUAACAUAUUAACUUAAUAUUAACAUCGUGCAUAUUCAAUAUUUCAUCCUUCUACCUAAGGGAUUUUUAGGCAUGUUUAAAUCUAAAAACUACCUUCCAUAUUGAAAUUCAACUAGACUUUUAUCAUUUCAAAACGCCUAUAAAACAAUUUAUUCCCGAGUUUGAGCGCAUUUGGUUCAGAGAGAACCUCAGUGUACAAUUGUACAAAAUUAUCGGGAAAAUUAUCUACUUAAAUACCUAUAUACGUACAACGGACACAGUAGCCUUUAUUUUCAGAUACGAUCAACUAAAAAUAAAUAUAAUUCGAUGAAAACCUAAUUGGUUCACUUUAAAAAACAUGCGUUAAUUCUUUUUGUAAAUUGAAAAUAUAUUAUUGUUGAAGAUAGGUUUGGCUAAGUGUCUACGGAUGUCUCUCUAGCGACACCGAGGAAGUUUUAAGGCUUUUAGAAAGAAACUAAUGGGCAAUGAAAAGUACUUAUUAAGAAAUAUAUCUAGUUUGGAUUUUACACGGGACUGAGGUAUACUGUAUUAAGACUAUAUUAAGAAGCAGGACACAGUAGAUUAAUAGAAUGCCUACGUAAGGUUAUAUUUCUGUCUCCCAUCAUGGAGAUCUGUACAUGCCUAUGAUGCGAUGUUCAUCGUUUGUGUGUUCUAGGUGGAUAGGGGACAUUGCAAUUUGGUCUAAUUUAAACGAAAUUCAAAAAAAAUUAAAGUUUACCAACUUACGUGUAAUAAAUUUACAAGUAGUCCAAUGACAUUUUUGACAUCACCAUACCUACUAUGUGUUUAUUGCAUAAUAAUUACUGAUGAUAUGGAACAAAAUUAAAAAAUAAAACGUUUUUUAUAAUCUCUAUGUAUGUGUGUGUAGAUAACCGGGCACAUUGCUUUGAAACAAAAAUUGAACACGAUCGCAGUCAAGUGCAAGAUUGAGUUGCACGCCCCCCAGGAAAUCAUGGCGUUGGUCAGCAACACGGUUGUGCCCCAGAACGAACAGCAGAGAUGCUAUUUGGAGUGCGUGUACAAAAAUCUAAACCUGGUGAAAAACAACAAGUUCAGCGUGGCGGACGGUAAAACGUUGGCACAGAUACGGUUCGCCGAUCAACCGGAAGAACACAAAAAAGCUGUGACCAUAAUUGAGACAUGCGAAAAAGAAGGUGAGUUGCAUCCAAACGGAUACCUACUUAUUGUCAGUCUCAUAAUCAAUAAUCAUUACGAAUAUACCUGUGUAUAUAUAUGUAUAUAUUUUGUAUUUAAAACGAACUGUUUUUCUGUUUUUAUACACAGCAAUUAUUGAUACAAAAACCACAGAGAAGUGUGCGGCCGGACGUGUGAUCAGAAACUGUUUUGUCAAGAAUGGAGAAAAGGCAAGUGUUCACAUGUUCAACAUACAAGUACAUUCAUUUUAAUUCUUUUAUUUUUUGAUUUUAGAUAAAUUUCUUCCCAAAAGCAUAAGUCUUGUAUCAUGAACAAGAAACAAAAAGUACUAUAGUUUGAAUAUAUCAGCCUUUGCGGAUGUAUUACAAAUAACAAAUGUAAUAAUAAAUUAUUUAAGUUAUGAUUUUUACGAAUAAAAAAAAAGAAAACCAUCAAAUGAGUUGUCAUUUUAAUUUCCUUUUAAUACUUGACUAAGUGUAUUUCUGUACAAUGAAAAUCAGUACCAUUUGCAGUAAUAUUAAGUUAGCAUUGCGUACACAGGUCUUCU